GGAAGAGAGAGAGAGAGGAGAGAGAGCGAGAGAGCACUGCUGCUGCUGCUGGUUUUUUUACACUCACAGUGUAGAGCUUGGUGCUUGCUGGCCUCCCUCCGCCUAAGAAAAGUGGGUUAUGAAAGGAGCUCCUCUCAGAGACUGUAUAGCCCUUCACUGAAAUAGGAGCAUUCAGCAGCAGAAAGAAAAAGGGAAAAGAAACAACAGCAACAACAAAUCAAUAUCUUCUCUUUUUUAAGGCUUUCCUUCACCUUUGCAAGUGGUUUAUUUUUUCAAUAAGCUUUUUUAAAAAAGAAAUUGUAUUUUUGUUCAUUUAACUUUUUUUGUUUGCUCUGGUUUUAUGAGGGGCUCGUUAAGACUUAGGGGGGAAAGAAAAGAGGUGCAAGAGAGAGGAGGGGAGAGAAGAAAAGUGGAAAGGAUUAGAAGCUGGAAAAGCCCCGUCUGCUUUCACUCCUCGCUGGCUGUUGAUGAACGCUCUGUAUUUGUAAAUUGCUCUUCCUGUCCGACCUGCACACCCCGAGAGUGCCCAUCUUCCUAUAUAUACCCUGAAAGUCAGCUUGGCCACCAUGGUCGGAAGAGUUCAUCCCGAUCGGAAACAGUUGCCGCUGGUCCUACUGAGAUUGCUCUGCCUUCUCCCCACAGGACUGCCUGUUCGCGGCGUGGAUUUUACCCGAGGCACUGACAACAUCACCGUGAGGCAGGGGGACACGGCCAUCCUCAGGUGUUAUGUAGAAGACAAAAGCUCCAAGGUGGCCUGGUUAAACCGAUCUGGAAUCAUUUUUGCUGGACAUGACAAGUGGUCUCUGGAUCCCCGGGUUGAACUGGAGAAACGGACUGCACUGGAAUACAGUCUCCGCAUCCAGAAAGUGGAUGUCUACGAUGAAGGCUCCUAUACAUGCUCAGUUCAGACACAGCACCAGCCCAAGACUUCCCAGGUUUACUUGAUCGUCCAAGUUCCACCAAAGAUCUCCAACAUCUCCUCAGAUGUCACUGUGAAUGAGGGAAGCAACGUGACCCUGGUCUGCAUGGCAAAUGGUCGUCCUGAGCCGGUCAUCACCUGGAGGCACCUCACACCAACUGGAAGAGAAUUUGAAGGAGAAGAAGAGUACCUGGAGAUCCUUGGAAUCACAAGGGAGCAAUCAGGCAAAUAUGAGUGCAAAGCUGCCAAUGAGGUUUCCUCAGCAGAUGUCAAACAAGUCAAGGUCACUGUGAACUAUCCUCCUACUAUCACGGAGUCCAAGAAUAAUGAAGCUACCACAGGGCGACAAGCUUCUCUCAAAUGUGAGGCCUCCGCAGUGCCUGCACCCGACUUUGAGUGGUACAGAGAUGACACCAGGAUAAACAGCGCUAAUGGCCUUGAGAUUAAGAGCAUUGAAGGCCAGUCCCUCCUGUUGGUGACCAACGUCACUGAGGAACACUAUGGUAACUACACCUGUGUGGCUGCCAACAAGCUGGGAGUCACAAAUGCCAGCCUAAUCCUUUACAAGCGAGUUUUACCCACAAUCCCCAACCCUAAUCAAGAAAUUGGUACCACCGUGCACUUCAAGCAAAAAGGACCUGGAUCAGCGAGAGGAAUAAAUGGAUCAAUCAGCCUGGCCGUACCACUGUGGUUGUUGGCAGCGUCCCUGUUCUGCCUACUCAGCAAAUGUUAAUAGAAUAAAAAUUUACAAACAAAAACAACAACACACAAAAAUUGCAUCAUACAGGAGACAGAGAGAGAGAGAGAGAGAGAAAGAGAGAGAGCAAGGGGGGAGGACCGUUUCUUUUACAACUUUGUGUGUUCAGAAGUGAAGGGGAAAAAUUAUAACAACAAAGUGUAACUUUUUUUCAAAACUCAAAUUCAUUAGGUAAAAAUUUGAAAACAACUUGGUGGGAAAAUGCCACUGUGCAUGUAUGUAUGUGUGUGUGUUUGGGUUGUGUGUGUGUAUGUAUACGAACAAUUGGUUGCUAUGUAAAGACCACAUCAUGCUGAGGACAUUCAGGUGUUCUUUAGAUAGGAAAGAAAGAAAGAAAAGGAAAGAAAAAGAAAAAGAAUACUAGAUAAUUGUUUGCUCCCUUUUUUCUUCCUUUCUUCAUCCUUUUUCAUCUGUGAAAAGUCAAGUCUUACCUUUGGUGUUUAUAUAAAUUUUUUUUCCAGUUGGUCAUUUUGAACUGACUCAGCCAAUUCAGACUAUCAAAAUAAUCCAUACUGGUGUCUUGUGAAUAGCCUCUCAUUGGCAUGCCCCACCCUCUCUCUAAUUUUAUUCCCUUUUCUUAAAUCAUCCAUUCUCCUUCUCCCUGACUCUAUAAUCCUUGAUACUAUCCCCUUGAUCUUGCGUAUUUUCCUCUCCUUCCCUGCUGCCACCACCUUGAGCUCGUCAUGCCGCUGAUGCUAGGAAAUGACAUUUUAAUUUUAAUUUUCUUCACUUCGUGUGUGAAUGUGCUCAGGUCUCUCUCUCAUGCGGAUGUAUAUGUGUGUGCGUGUGUCUCUCUCUCUAAAGCAUGCCAAGGGAAUGGUCCAUAUGUACAUAGAUUCAUCGUGCUGUGGAUAAUUGUCCUGCAUUGUAAUUGUGAAAUGCGGUUUUGACAUGUUGCUCAGAAAGAUGGUGGGGAAGGUGGUAGUAGAUCCUUGGGUCUGAAGCUCCAGUGGCAGCCUCACUGGAGUUUGCCUUGAAUUUCACUUGUUAAGAUAGCAUGGAAGAGCCCACCUCGCAACACCUUUCUCCACUCCACUCCACUCCUCCACCCCCAUCCCAAAUCUAACCAAAAGGCAUUAGAUUAGUGGCUGUCACAUGACAUCAGUGUGAAUUCAAACAGGAAGAGAAGCUGGGUUCCCUCCAGGGGCAGGGCUCUAAGCUUCCUUUUAUACCCAUCAUCAGAACCCAGAAUAUCACUGUUAUUGAAAGUGCCUACUACCGAUGGGGGUGGGGGACAGGGAAGAGUUAAUCAGUCACGUAGGCUGAGCUACCUAAGAGGGGAAGAUUUCUGACUUAGCUCUUGCUUCAUAGUCUGAGAAAACUCAAACAUUUCGGGACAUUUUACUGAAUGUGCCCUGUCCUCCCUCUGUAGUGGGUAUGGUGUGUACAGAAUAUAUGGAGAAGCAGGGAAGUCACCAAGUGCUAAUUCAUAAGUGUAGAAUUAUGAGCCCUAUGAUCAUCUAAACUUCCCUCCUUUUGCCCCUCCCUAUUGGUCAAAUAACAUUAUGGAUACCCCACCCAGCCACCCCUGACCAAUUCCCUUGGAUUAAACAUGUGGAUAAUGAUUGGUUCAUAAUGUGGAUCACUUGAAGUGUGAUCAAGUGGAGCAGGAAUCAUUGGCAGCUGCAAAGGAAUCAAGGAACUUGUAAAUACUGAAGCCCCAUGAUCCAUAUUCCAAACACAGAGGCUGGAGCCCCUGUAUGAAGCAUAGGACAGAAAGACAAAAAAAAAAAAGUUUCCUUCCAUAUGCCUCUACAAAUCUACAAAUCUGGUGACUGGUAUAAUUUAAUAAUAGAUAUAAUUCAAUUGCCUAAUAAUUCCUCUUUGGUUCUUUUGGAGCUUUUGGCAAUUCCAUCAAUUCAUAGUUACCUAAAGAUUAAUUUUUCACUGGGCUCCAGGACAACAAUCUUGCUGCUAGCUUGUUUUCUGUGAUGGAUGCUGUGGGGCAUGAUCUUCCUCAAAAUCUAAAAAUUUACUCUCAUGUUUUCCAUGGAAAACUGUGAAAGGAUGACAAACUGGGAAAUUUAGCUUAGGCAUAGAAGAUAGAUUUGAACUAUUUUCUGAGCAAAAAAAAAAAAAAAAAAAAAGAAGUUGGGUGAUCAGAAUGAUGUCUCUGAGGAGGUAGAGCAAUAGUAUUAAUAGAGUUGCAAUGAUUAGUAAAGAGAAAAAUAAUGGUUCUUUGACAAUAAUAUCAAUAGAAAGCAAGCCAGUUAAAUGUAUUGAAAAAGCUUAAAACUGACUGUGUUCCAGAAUUGUUUAAAAGAACAGACUGCUAUCCUUUAAAUCAAUUUUGAUUGCAUUGGAGUGGGACCAAAUCUCUACUAACAAUUAGAGAGGGAAAACUAAAAACAAAACAAAACAAAACUUGAUUCUUUUUUAGAAAAGUCUCCCACUGUAAUCCAUAACAUAUUAGAGAGAAAAGCCAUGGUAGAAAUUUUUCCUCUUGAUAGAUUUUACAGAUAGAAAGCUUUUUUUAAAGGCAUUUUUUUCUGUGUAGGUGCAAAGAAAUCUCUUUCAAUUAUAGCAAGUUAUUUUACAGUGUGUACUCAGGCAAGCAAUCAUCAUCAUCAUGUUGAACUCUUCAUUAACUACCCCUCCUAAGUAUUUCUUUUGGAGAUAGCAAAUUGGAUAGAGAAAAAGAACUAACUAGAUAGCUCAUCCCUUAUAUCCCCAAGCAUUAGUAUUUAAGAGUCAAAACUUUUUUUUUUAAUCAAGGGAGUGAAAAAGUAAUGGAUGAAUUCCUUGAGAAUAGAUUAGAAAUCAAAAAGUUCUGAAAUAUGGGCAACUAAAUCAAAUUGCUCAACAAAAAAUUGUCACCCAUAACAGUAAAGUCAUAAUGCUAAAUCAUAGUGGAAGGUCAUAAUGGUGAGGAAGAUCUUGCAAAUUACUUCUUUUUACAGAAGAAAACAAAAACAAAAACUCAGCUGCUAACUUCCUUCAGGGAACUGUUAUUCACUGUGCUCAACUUUAGCCAUUCAUGAUUAGGAAUGUUUGGAAAUUUAGACUGGUGAACCAUGGAUUGGCUUUGCUCUAAAUCCUAAUAGUCCUGAAGAAUUUUUGUUCAAUCUGAGAUAAGAUGAAAUGAUGCUAAGUAGUUCACAAAACAAUAUAAUGCAAUGCAAUAUAAUACAAUAUGAUACAUUAAGUGUAAGACAACAAAACCUUUUUUUUUUCUUUUGGGUGAAUUGCCUGCUUAAUGCCUGUUUAAAUUUUAGGUACUCUCAGUAGCCUUUUUCUGGAGUCUACAUACUUUAUUCCUUCAGCUCUGAAACACAGAAUGGGAAAUGGGGUACCAAAUAGCCAUCAUUACAAAUGCUCUCUUCCAUUUCCUUUUACCUAUGUAGUCUUUAUUCUUUAAAAAUAAUAUAUAUAUGUACUUAAAAACAUCAUACACUUUCAUCACACAAAAAAAGAAGUGGGCAUGAGGAUACAGUGUGACUGUAGGCAAGAUGUGGUAAGAAUUUGCUGAUAUCAUCAAGAUACAAAAUAAUUAAUCGAAUGAUUGAUCUAAUCUGAGAAGAAACCCAAUUUAACCAAAAUCCCAGUUGCUGAUUAAUAUCAAUUUGGUGAUAAAUUUGUUCUUUCUUCAAAGUGAGUCAAAAUUAAAUUGGAAAAUCUCUUGCCUAGGUAUUUAAAAUAUUUGAGGAAAAAAAAUCUUUAUACAGUCAUCAGAAAUCACUCCUGAGUUGACAUCCCCAAACGAAUGAAUAAAUUGAUUCAAAUAUGAAUACUCCUCACCCUAUCCUUGUCCAAGAGAGUAGGCCUAGUCAAUAUUCCACCUAGACAUAAGCUGGAAUUGCCAUUAGUAAUAGCAUGCCUUCAAAUAGAAUGACACACAUAUUCUCAGUGCCUGAUACAAAUCAUUGUGAUAAAUUUCUCUUUUCUGGAAGGAUCUGAUCUUUUAAAUUUUCUUUCUGAUUUUGAUUUUUUCUUAUCCACAUAUGAAGUAUAAACUAGAAGUUUCAUUCUCUUCCCUUCUCCUUUCUCCUUCCCCACUGAGAUCUUUUCCAAUUCCUUUGUUCCUUAGGCAUAGAAAGAAACAAAUUAGAAAUUCAAUAGAAGUAUUGAACCUGGCUAAGAGAAUUUGAGGAUUUGUCAGCAAAGUAGAGGAGCCAGGAAAUAGGGAAUCUUAGCAAAGAGCCACUUACUAUUUGGUUCAUCACUUUGUCACUUCAGGAAUCAAGUCCAUUAGCAAAUGAAGCAUAAAACAGUACAUGGGAAAGAACCAACUAGAUGGAAAUAAUAUGCUGAAGGGAGUGAAAUUCAUCAAUUAAUCUGACUGGCUAGAUGUUUAAUGUCAGGAGAAGUGCCCUUUGUAUACAAAAUAAAACUGAAUCUUCACUCCCCAAAGAUACUUCCUUUAACUUCUAGUUGACAAGAGCAGUAAUGAUGCCAACAUCAUUACUAUCAUUCUAUGAUAUAGAAUUUGCAACUGAGAAAAUUAUAACUUUACAUUCCCUAGGCCAACCUAGGGUAUUUCCUAAGGAAUGAGAGUAAUCUGAGUUCUUAUAACUUCAGACAACAUUAUCAUUCCUCCCUCUAAAUUGCUUAUCUUUCAAUUUUUCUCUUAGGUCAUUCUAAUUGUUCCUUGUUAUAACUGAGGUAUGUGUAUGUCCAUAAAAAGCUUUACAAAUUCCAAGGAUGCAGGGUGAGAUUUCCUAAAUUAUAACCAAAAUCAGCUAUUGACAUAAAUUUGUGGUUUCAUUAUCAUCUGUGAAUCCAUGCAAUCUCUUUUCUUGACAUGGACAUCUUUACAAAGACUGACAGCUAUGGAUAUUCAAAGGGACUUUAUUUUUCUGUUGCAUUUCUCCUUUUGCCUUUCGUGGUUUUCUUGGAGACUAGAAACUAGAAACACUGUUUCUUCCCCAAAUUGGCUUCUCUUUGCACAAAUAAACUGGAUUCAUCAUAUGGGAUUGCUUCUGGUGCUGAAACUAUACCCAUUUGCUUGUUAAUUAAUUACUCCAGAGGCAGAGCUAGAUCCCAGUUUCAGGCAUUUUUCUAGUGGCCAAUCUAUUAAAAAUUCUUGCAUUUGGAUCAUUUUCACUGAGGCUAACCAUGACCUAAUUCCUCUCUUCAGCUCCCAUGGCUUUUCAGCUUGGAUUUGAUGUUGAUUCCCAGUGGGUCACCAAUUUCAGAAGCAUGUAAAUAUAAGCAGGUGUUAAAAUACCCACUUAUGACAUUAUAGGAUUAUAGAGUCUUAGAGUUGAAUGAUGUAAAUCAAUUUCCUUAUACAUAUUUCCAUAGCAACCCGAAUGUAGUUUAGUAUGGCCUCUUAUUGUCUUAGAAAUUUCAAACUAUUUUCAAAGAUCAAGAAUGUAAGGUUAUAAUUUUCUCAGUUGCAAAUUCUAUAUCAUAGUAUUAUAAUGUCAAUGUGUAGAAAAUGAAGUUUGUAAUUCUUUUUUACAAUAUUAGUAAAGAUGCAAACUAAACUCCAAUUUUAUAUACAGAUUUGGCACACACAUGCUAAACAUCGAAGAUUAAGGGUACAUUUGUUUUACCCAGUAAUAUACAUAAAUUCUUUCUUAGAAAGUCAAGCAAUGUUAACAUUUACAUUAACAAAAAUGUUUAUGUAUGUAGUAGAAAAAUUGUUUUAAACUCUUGAUUUCCUUCUUCCACAUUUACAUACGAUAUGCUGAUUAAUAAAUUAGUCCCCAAUCAUGUGUAAAUCAAAGUAAAUCACUAGUUUAUGUACAUAAAGUAAACUAUGUAAACUUCUUUUUUUUUUUUUCCUACCACACUCAAGCCCAGGUAAUACUAUAAGUAUAUUAAAAAAAAAAAAAAAAAACCCACAGUGCUAAAUAGUACUAAACCAUUUGAAAUUGUCAAAGGAAAGACUAAAUCUCUCAAUGGAUUAAAUUCCCUCAGUAGGAGAAAGCUUUGCUUUAUUCAUACAAUGCUUAAUCCUAUUGAUCUUUUCAAAGACGCUAGAUACAGCCCAGCCAUCAUAAUCUACAAGUGCAGGGGCCAGUUUUAGGAGACACAAUAGUGUCAUGGAAAGAGCAGUGGCCCAGGCUUUGACACUAUUACCUCAGCCAUGUCAGCUUGCCUCUGUGUGCCUCAGUAUUCUCAUCAGCAAAAUUAGUGAGUUAAACUAGGUGAUUUAUAAGUACUCUUCUAGCUCUAAUGUUCUCUGAGUCUACACAUUCAGACUAGAAAUUACAAAUUUCAGUUAUUUGCAACAUCAUAUAAUAUCAGAACUUUCUGACUUCCCUUGGAAAGAAAGAAAGAUUUAGAAAGAAUCUUAUACUUUUCCCUGCUGUGUUUCUGCUUUAUCUAUUUUGAAAGUUUCCAUCUUAUUUCAGUAUUCUAGACAUUUUAAUUAAAUGGACUCUUGGAAAUAUCUUGAUUAAGUUAAAAAAAAAUUACUUUUGUUUCCAUCCAUUCACUCAACAACCCUUGGAAUUAUUUCAAUAGGGGAAAAGGAGAGACAUGUUCUUUCAAAUUUCCAAGUAAUCAUGAAGGAAAAGGCUGAUCCUCCAUAUAAGAGAUCUAUGUUCUGGUUGCCAAAGAAAAAAUAAAAUAAAAUCCUUGAAAAGGUCUUAUUCUUUAAUCUCGGGAAGUAGCAGCUUUCAAUUGGCUUAGUAAACUGUUCCCACCAUUCCACUCUCAAAUCCCAUUUCUGAAUCUUUGUCCUUUUGGCAAAGACACUAUUGGAUUGCAUAAAGCACCUGAUUUCUUUGCUAAAGUAGAUACAAACAUUGACAACAACUAAAUAAUUGGCACACAAAAGCACAUCAAAGGCAAGACCGGAAAAAUAGUUUCGGUUUAUUAUUAGCACUAUUGUAUUUAAAAAAAAAAAAUCAAGUCUACAUGAUGGCCUAGAGUUGUCUUGGUUAUAUCAGUAAUUAGCAGUGUGAUCUUGGUUAAAUUAUUCACUUCUGUGGGCCUCAAUUUCCUUACCUGAAAACUGAGGUAGUUAGAUUAAAUUAUCUUGAAGGUUAUGAUACUUGUAAUUGCAUGAUUAUAAACUGGAUGUGCACUGUGUAUAGCACUGUGCUUAGCUACUUAUUUUAAAUGGCAGUAUUUCCUUUUUCAUCUGAAUCUUCCCAUAUCCUUUAAAAGCAUUGACAGACUUCCUCCCAAAUAGCAGUGAGGAAGGCUAAAACUUCUAAUAAAAAUUUUCACAUGGUUUAUGAUUUGAUCAUCUGGUCAUAUCUGGACAUAUCAUUUGGUAGCAUGUUGAGGAUGUUACCCAUCUGGGAUAUUUAACUAAGAGCACCGAAGUAUUUUUUUAAUAUAUCAAACCAAGCUGUUAUACUGUUUAAUUAACCUAGAAUGAAAGGGAAAGACCUUAUCUGUUUCCCCCAUUAUGUACUACCCCACAAAUUGUAGUCUUAUAACUUUAGUAUUCCAUAUAUUUUAAGUAAGCAAGUCCUCAAAUUUAGAAAUAAACUGCAAGUGUUUCUUUCUAAUCUGAAGAAGUUCAAGUUCCCCAUUAAAAAUUCAGGAAAUGUUUGAUACUAAAAAUAGAUAUCUUCCUAGAGAUGAUAGUUAUAAAAUGCAAGUCCCAAGCAGGUGCAGGUGACCCUGUAUUAUUAUAAAAAAAAAAAAAAAGGAAAGA
Molecule: messenger RNA, 9237 nt
Organism: Sarcophilus harrisii (Tasmanian devil)
Lineage: Eukaryota; Metazoa; Chordata; Mammalia; Dasyuromorphia; Dasyuridae
Gene: LSAMP
Product: limbic system associated membrane protein
Exons: 9
Coding region: 567-1652 (361 amino acids)
Cellular component (GO): neuron projection
Source: RefSeq, a predicted model, not a curated record